Messenger RNA from Tetrapisispora phaffii CBS 4417, 375 nucleotides. RefSeq lists its product as uncharacterized. The transcript has a single exon. Lineage: Eukaryota; Fungi; Ascomycota; Saccharomycetes; Saccharomycetales; Saccharomycetaceae. The record is from RefSeq and is a predicted model, not a curated record. Bases 1 to 375 code for a protein of 124 amino acids.
AUGAUACUAUUUGAAGAAGGGCAUGAUAGAAAGAAGGAUGAACUAUCGUAUUCUGAAUUCCAAGCACCAUUAAUAGAUCCUAAACAGAUUGCGGUUGAUAAUAUUAUACCCCAUGGUUAUGAUGCUGGUACAUACAAGAAAGAAGAUAAAACUACUACUAAUGUAGCAAACACUAAGGAAAUCGAACAGCCAUUGAAAUUUGAAGUAUUUAAAUCGUACGAAGCAGACAACGCAAGGGCAUCUGAAGUACAUAACCCAAAGAAUAGUUUAAGUGCGCUUGUGAAAAAUGCAGAGAGAAAUAAGAAAACGUUCGAGGAACGUAAUAAACGUAUCAAAGAAUCAAACCAAGCCUCUAAGAGACAAUAUGGUUGGUAA